AUGACAACAAUAUACAAGCGUGCAGCGUGCGUUAUUUCAUGGCUUGGACGCGGCACUGCCGAAAGUGACUUGGCUUUCGCCGCAUUGCAGAAGUUCAAUUUCGGACAUGAUCCACUUCUCAGCAGACUUGUUGAUCAGGAGAGACCUUGUAACAGCGUCGUCGCAGCUAUUGAAUAUGCCAUCUCAAUGAUCCGGGAAGAAUUUAUGCUUCCGAAUGCUGGUCUCGGCUCCUCGCGGGCAUUUAGAGAAAUCGUCUCGCUUUCGGGAGACGCUAUAUCAACGCUUCUCAAAGAUGCUGAGCACCUGGAUGCUGUCCUUGCUCUAGCAAAUCACGUAUAUUGGCCACGGAUGUGGAUAUUCCAGGAGUUUACUUGUGCUCGCAAACGGUUGUUUCUUUGUGGCAACAGCUUGACCGACAAUCUCGACCUCGCCCUGGAAAGUGUAAUGCAUUGGCGCGGUCUCUCAAGAGCUUCUGGUGAAAGCAAGCUCCACGCAGCUUUACCUCCGAUGAUUACAGCAGCAAACAACCUAGGGUUCCGAAGAUGGAAGUUUCAUUUAGGGCCAAGGCUAGGGCCUAAGGUUUGGCAGUUGCUCUCGCGGUAUCGGAAACAUGAUGCUCCCGUUCUUCUGAGCCUGUUGCGACGACUCCAUUUGCUCCACGCUACAGACGCCCGAGAUCAUGUCUAUGCACUUAUUUCAGUAGCUGCAGACCGGCGGGAGUUACACAUCACUCCGGAUUAUGCGAAAUCAGUUGAAGUCGUCUUCACAGAAAUCACAUCAGCACUGCUUCGGCACGGCAACUUGGACACUCUGCUUGACGCAACAAGAUCGGAACCAAGACCUGACCUGCCGUCAUGGGUCCCAUACUGGUCCAACUUGUCAGAACCGGGUUUUGACCCGCAUCUCUAUCGUUUACACGGGUCAAGUGACUGGUAUCAACGCUCUCCUGCCCUUGAUAUGUCCCGCUUUCCUGACCUAAUCCAUCUGGAUGGAUUCAUUAUUGAUGAAAUUGUACUUGUGGGAGACACUUACAGGGGCCGAAUCUCUCGCAACAGCGAUGGUCCGAACGAGAAGCCAUCAAAGCUUCUCCAGUCAUGGUUGGAUUCGAUUGGGACUGCCAUUUGGGACCAUGACGGUAUGUUAAAGAUCAAAACGAACAGGAAACUUCUGCAAGAGAAUGCAUCACCACCGAUCUUUUGCUCACAGCAACUGUCGGCCUCCAAGUCAAGACUGAACUAG
Messenger RNA from Fonsecaea pedrosoi CBS 271.37, 1239 nucleotides. RefSeq lists its product as uncharacterized. The transcript has a single exon. Lineage: Eukaryota; Fungi; Ascomycota; Eurotiomycetes; Chaetothyriales; Herpotrichiellaceae. The record is from RefSeq and is a predicted model, not a curated record. The coding region runs from base 1 to 1239 and encodes 412 amino acids.